Molecule: messenger RNA, 300 nt
Organism: Prunus armeniaca (apricot)
Lineage: Eukaryota; Viridiplantae; Streptophyta; Magnoliopsida; Rosales; Rosaceae
Source: the annotation of a GenBank genome assembly
AUGGAUUCUGCAGUGGCUAUGCAUGCUCUGGUUGGUGUCUCUGGUUUCAAGCUGCUGGGAGCUUAUGGAAAGUUUGAUACCUGUGCUCCUCAGCAUGUUUAUAGAGAAAGAAAUGUGGUUGCUGAUUGUGUUGCCCAGCGGAGCUACAGUCUGGACCUAGGUGUUUGUUUUCUUGAUAUGGCUCCGAGUUGGAUUGGCUCUAGCCUUGUUGAUGAUUUGCUAGGAGUCACUAGGACUCGGGUCUCUGUAGUGAGUAGUUGCUCUGUGUUUCUUGGGGUUUUACACCCCCCCAGUUCAUAG